AUGAAUAAACAAAUAAAAGAACCUAAAGAACCAUCAACAUCUGUCUCUCCUAAAUCAAGACAAACAAAAACAAAAUCACGUCAAGGAACAAAAAAAGUACAAGAAAUUUCAUUAAAUGUAUUAAUUCAAUCAUUACAAACAACUCAACAACCAUUAACAGUUUUAUCUGAAAUCCUUCAUUCAAUUAUUUUAAAUCCACCUUCAAAUUCAAUUUAUAAUACUUUAUUAUCAUCAUUUCAUAGACUAACAACACCAAUAACAACUCCUCCAAGUAAUAUUAUAAUAAUGAAUACUCAAUAUAUUGUUGCUAUUCUUGCUGUUAUUUCACUUCAUCAACCAACAGUUAUAGAUUUAUUAACACCAUUAAAUCAUUAUGCUUUAUUAUUUCCUCAAUUACUUAUUCCUACUAAAAUUGAAGAAUCAUCUACAUCACUUCUUUCAAUGUUAACAUCAGAAACACCAUCUUCUAUUGCAACUUCAAUUCAUUCUGAAUUAAAAACAUUGUUUGCUUUACCAUCAUUACCUUUGGUCAUUCCAUAUCUUACACUUCUUAUAUUAUCACAUAUGAAUGUUAUUGUUUCUCUCCCUAAAUUACCUCAUUGCGAUAAUGAAAAAGAUUUACUUUUAUUUUUACCAUUAUAUACAACAGUACUUGCAAGAGGAAGUACACAACCAUUACCAGUAGUAGAUGAUUUAAUGACACCAAUUACUCUUUGUUUAAAUCAUCUUCCUUCCACACUACAACCAUUAACAGAAAUACUAGCUGCAAUAAUGAACUAUUCAAAUAGAAUCACACAAGAUACGUUUUUGACUAUUCCAAUAAUGAAUGUUUUAACUAAAAUACAUCAAAAUAUGUUUAGUUCUGAUGAUUGGUUUGAUAUUAGAGUACUUCUUCUAAGCAUUGCUGCAAAUGCACUUUAUGAAUUGAAAAAAACAGCCAUUGCAUUAGUAAAGAGUAAUUUAUUAGAAGAGUUUUGUCAAGAAUUUGGGCAUUUGGGGGAUACUAAAGAAGAUAAAAUAAUGAAAGGGUAUUUAGCUGUUGUAAUUUGUGGAUUUGUAUUUGUUGAUCAAGAAUGUGCUAAACGUGUUCAAUUAGAAUGGGAAGAACUUCUUGGAUUGUUAGAAGAGUUUGCUGCAUUUCAACAAAAUUGUGGAGCAAUGGAUGAAACGUCUCAAAGAAGAUUAAUUGAUGCAAUGGAAGUAAUUGAGAAGAUUGUUGAUACAAAAACUGCAUCAACAUUUGAAAUACCAGUAAAAAGAAAAAGUUCUAGUUUAAAAAGUAAAGGUAUUGAUUUGCCACAAGAAGAUAAUGGAAAAGAAGAAAUAUUAAAAGAGAGUAGAAUGUCAUUUGAUUCACUUUCACUUAAUGAUAUUGAUUGUUAUUAG
Entamoeba histolytica HM-1:IMSS is the source of this 1386-nucleotide messenger RNA. RefSeq lists its product as uncharacterized. NCBI's taxonomy places the organism in Eukaryota, Evosea, Mastigamoebida, Endamoebidae. The record is from RefSeq and is a predicted model, not a curated record. The transcript has a single exon. Bases 1 to 1386 code for a protein of 461 amino acids.